AUGUUAUCUGCGAACGAGCUUGGCAUUCUUUUCCCUCUGCCUUCCUCUCCGCCAGCGCCUCAUCUUCCGCAACAUUUUCCUGGAGUCACACAUGAGAGCAAGGUCGCUGUCACCGAAGCGCUCAAGAAUAAUCAUAUUCAACGACAUGCCUUCGUGAAUGAGCGACAGUUUCAUAAUUCUGAUAGCCAUGCGUCCCACCAUCUACUCGCUAUUUUCGCUCUCGGCGGUCCUGCACCCGUCUUUGACGCGAUAUUUGAUGUCCAAUUGACGCGCACGCUACCUGCAAUCACAUCUCCCGGGCAGAUCACUUCGCAGAACGUCUAUGAACACCUGGGUGAACCGACCUAUUACAAUGCUUACCUUUCUUUCUUUCGCGAGGCGGUAUUGCAGAAGGGAGGUUCAGCUGUUAUGGAGGAGUACAUAUUCGCUCCCUCCGCUAACUUUGAUGAUUCCGCCAAGACUCCCCGCCGGAUGCUGAGUCGGAUGCUGGCAGUCCUGUUUCAUCCCAUGAUACAUGCAGGGAACGGCCUUGAAUUCGGCAUCCCUGGGCUCAUCGCUGAGGGCAAGCACAAUUGCCUGGCGCAAGCCGCCGUACACCCAAUCGAGGGGCCCGGCUUGCUAGUCGAGUCAGACUUCUCCAGCGUAAUCGGGGCUACCGAUCGGCUCUCUUCUCUUCACUUGGAUACCGCUUCAGGAGAAGAAACACAACAAUCCGGCGUGCAUGUUUUCGAAAUCCUCGCGCGCGUGUUGAAGGACGACCGCUUCUCCCAGGCGGCACUGGGCUUCAAACCUUACGACGAUUUGAUCUUCCCACCCCCUUACGAGGCCCAGGUUGACGCACUCCGCAGCAAGGAGAUAUUGGAAUAUACAGACAAGUGGCUCGUGGAUGGCAGCGAUAACGAGCAAGUGCAACUCAAGAUCGAGGAGCUCUGCUGGCUGAACACAGUGGUUUACGCCGCGGGUGGAUGGGGCGGACGCAAGAACGGGACGAAUGGAAAGUUCAACGCUGAUUUCUUCUUAAUGCACUCGGUCACGUCGAGUCUCUUCCUCCCCUCGUUCGUCGCGCACCUCAGCCCGACUUCCACCGCGGUCCUGCUUCGCGCUUACCUCCGGACGUCCCUCGUCUGGUGGGUCGCCCGCGGCCGCCCCACACUCCCAAUUUGCGACUUCUACGCCUCGACGUCUGCCACGCCCAACCCGUAUGCCGCGCAGCUCGCAAAGACAGACAAGACGGCGCUCCCCCUCGCGACCCCCGCGGCGAAUGCUUGGCUGCCCCUGAUCCAAGGCGCCAUCAUGCACACCGACGAGCAUUUCUGCAAACUCCAGCGGGCGCUCGCGCACUUCGCGUCACGCUACGGACAUCGGCCGGCCGGCCACUUUGCGGGCAUGGCUGAUGCAUGCGCGGCCAUAGACGGUCUGGAGCUGCUGGACGGCACGCUGUUCUUGCGUGCUGCUGGCUUGACUGCUGAGCAGAUCGUGGAUAAGGGCGAGGCGCCUUUCUUCUGGGAUCUGCGUGGGUUCUUCGCAUGA
Messenger RNA from Postia placenta MAD-698-R-SB12, 1530 nucleotides. RefSeq lists its product as hypothetical. Gene Ontology annotation, molecular function: oxidoreductase activity. The record is from RefSeq and is a predicted model, not a curated record. The transcript is spliced from 5 exons. NCBI's taxonomy places the organism in Eukaryota, Fungi, Basidiomycota, Agaricomycetes, Polyporales, Adustoporiaceae. Bases 1 to 1530 code for a protein of 509 amino acids.